Molecule: messenger RNA, 954 nt
Organism: Rhinocladiella mackenziei CBS 650.93
Lineage: Eukaryota; Fungi; Ascomycota; Eurotiomycetes; Chaetothyriales; Herpotrichiellaceae
Exons: 1
Coding region: 1-954 (317 amino acids)
Source: RefSeq, a predicted model, not a curated record
AUGUCCUCCCGCGAGAUCCGCGUGGGCUAUGUCCCCGAACAUUACCUUUUACCUCUGCAUUUCUGCAAGAGAGGUGACCUAUUCCCUCCGUCAAUACGUAUCACACUCGUUCCUUUUCCCUCGGGUACCGGACAUAUGAUCACGUCGCUCCGUUCCCACGAGAUUGACCUUGCAAUUGGGCUGACAGAAGGCUGGGUGGCUGGGUUGCUGAAUCCCAGUAUGCACACCAAGUCCGCAGACGAAAAAGGAUAUUCCAUAGUGGGUUCUUGGGUAUCUACACCACUGCGCUGGGCGAUUGUCACAGGGCGGAACCGCAGUGAGAUCAACUCGGUGGACGAUUUGAAGGCUCAUCGUCGAGUCGGCGUAAGUAGGCUUGGAAGUGGAAGUCACGUCAUGGCUUUUGUCCUGGCUCAACAAGAAGGUUGGUUGCGACCGACGGCAGACUCCAGGUCCGAGGCCCUCACGGCCGUGCCCUUGGGUCCAUUCAAGGACCUCCGUGAUGGAGUGACGGGUGCGAGCGCCGAUUUCUUCAUGUGGGAACAUUUCACCACCAAACCGUAUUUCCACGGUGAUGAUACCCCGCUCAAGAAGAUCGGAGAGAUCUACACACCUUGGCCGAGCUGGCAGAUCGCAGCGUCAACCUCGACGUUCCCAGAUCCUUCGUCGGACGCAACAUUGAAGGAAAUAUUUGAGUCCUUCGACCGGGGGGUCAACAUCUUCAAUUCUGACCCUGACGUAGGGAUUCGGAUGCUAGGCACCGGUGAGGCUGGCUGCCAUUAUUCAGAAGAAGAUGGGAGAGAAUGGUUGAAAGAUGUGCGCUUCGUGGAGGGAACCAGGGGAGUAGACCCGAGAGUCAUGAGCGGGGUCGCGGACGUGCUGAAGACCGCGGGCGUGAUCGGUGCAGACGUAGAGAUUCAAAACGGGGACGGGGUAAUUGGUAUUGCGAGGGAGUGA